AUGGACAGGCCGAAUGAAACCCCCAGCAAUCCCCAGGAUCUGCGCGACAGAAUGGCUCGGUUCAUUGAUUUCAUCAACACGGGCGACGAGGCCAUAGGCAAAGAAGUAGUUUCUGAAUCAGCUAUAUUCCAUGUCCCUUUCGGCAGCGAACCUCUUAAAGGGCUUGGUGGCUAUAUGCAGAUCCUCGGCAUGAUGCGAUCCGCCUAUCCUGAUAUCCAGUGGACCCUAGAGGAAACUGUUGUUGAGAAGGAUACUAUUGUUGCACGAUUCAACAUUUCCGGCACUCAUCAAGGGGAAUUCUUUGGUUUCCCUGCGUCUGGUAGUCAAGUUCGGUCACAAGCUAUGAACAUAUACAGAUUCGCCGACGGGAAGAUCGUGGAAGAACGUGGCCUUCCGGAUAUAUUUGGAAUGCUGGUACAGAUCGGAGCUAUUCCAGUUCUUGGGCCCAAAUAG
Messenger RNA from Fusarium pseudograminearum CS3096, 453 nucleotides. RefSeq lists its product as uncharacterized. NCBI's taxonomy places the organism in Eukaryota, Fungi, Ascomycota, Sordariomycetes, Hypocreales, Nectriaceae. The coding region runs from base 1 to 453 and encodes 150 amino acids. The record is from RefSeq and is a predicted model, not a curated record. Gene Ontology annotation, biological process: polyketide metabolic process. The transcript has 3 exons.